Molecule: messenger RNA, 951 nt
Organism: Pelobates cultripes (western spadefoot toad)
Lineage: Eukaryota; Metazoa; Chordata; Amphibia; Anura; Pelobatidae
Source: the annotation of a GenBank genome assembly
CCCGGCCACAGCACUCACACCCUACUCACCGGCCCCUGGUGGCCCUGCGACUCAGCACACGUUCCUGCUGGACGAAUUGGCGGGAGCCAGUCCUCACACCAUGCCACAAUGCCAGAGGGAAUCCACUCUCACAAGGCUGGAUGCAAUAUUUAUGGAAUUCUGGCACAGGCAUGAGGAUAGACAAAUGAGUAUAAGCAAGCAACGGUACUCACCCCCUGCAGUUGUGAGCUCCAUGUCUGGUCCAAAGCGUCUGAACAGGCCUGCACCUAAGCGCUGGCACAAACAAGUGAACUUCUGGAACAUCAACCAUGCACUGAGUUGGGGUCUUAUCUGGAGACACAGUGACCCAACUGCCCAAGCACCUAUAAGACACCUGGGCAACCAGAAGGACCUCGGACCCGUGACUCUGGCAAGCGGUGACAGAAGACCCUCGGGAAGGCAGUGAGGGUUAUGGCUCAGGAGGGAGAAAAGCAAAGGCACAGCAUCUCCACUGUAGCCCCCAAGCCUGAAGCUAAGCCUGGCAUGCUAACCUGCAUGAGACGGAGAACACUAUGCACAUAUGGAAGAAAGCUUAUCCAUUGUGGCCAGUUUGCGGAAUUGGCCUGUUUUCCACGUAGUUACUCAUAGGUUCCUAGUGCAGCGGUUCGAUCCUUCCCCGUGUUCUUAAUUGAGAAUAGUACCUAGUGGCUACUAAGCAACACUAUUGAUUAUAGUUUAGCAUGUUACACAAUCGUAUUCUUUUACUCCUUUGAUUACCUUAGUGUCAGUCUACAGAGCACGCAUCCAUUUGUCCUCUUGUUCACUCAUUUACUGACACAACUUAAUUUAGCCUGUUUAUUAUUUAAAAAUGUGCAGUUCUAAUCUCAUCCAGCAAAAUACUGUCUCUUGAAAUGCUUGUGUCUGUGGUUGUUACAUAGCAAGCUUGUCUGUUAAUCUUUUGCACAAUAAAAU